CAUAGUGUCCCAACACAGUCCAGUCGUAGGUAGGGGUCGCUCUCUCUCUCUCUCUCUCUUUCUCUAUCUGUUGUCUGUCUGCUUGAGAGAACGCGGAAAAUGGCGAGUCCCAAUUCGAGGACGCCCGGCGAGAAGAGCGUCCCCUGCGACUUCUGCACCGACCGGUUGGCCGUCCUCUACUGCCGCAGCGACGCGGCCAAGCUCUGCCUCAUCUGCGACCACCACGUCCACUCCGCCAACCUCCUCUCCCGCAAGCACCUCCGCUCCCAGAUCUGCGACAACUGCGCCUCCGCCCCCGCCUGCGCCCGCUGCUCCACCGACAACCUCGUCCUCUGCCAGGACUGCGACUCGGACGCCCACUCCGCCUCCCCCGUCCCCUCCUCCCACCAUCGCUCCCGGAUCGACGGCUUCUCCGGCUGCCCCUCCCCGCUCGACCUCGCCUCCCUCUGGGGCCUCGAUUUGGCCGACGAGGGCAAGGGGUCGGCCCACUCCGCCCGGGACGAUUCCCAGCUGAUGCAAGAUGUGAUUUCGAGCAUGGAGGGUUGGGUGUGCGGGGCCAAUGGAAACGGGUUCGGCUUUCAGGACUUGAUGGUGCCCAAGGACGCGGCUUUGGCGGCUCCUUACCCCGGCGUCGUCAAGCAGGGAUCGACGGGUCGGACGAACUGCGGGAGGCGUAAGCAGGAGAUGCACAAGCAGUUGGUGGAGUUGCUGAACAGCGAUCUUGAGGAUAAUUCCGACGGCGGAGGUGGAGGCGGAGGGGGAGGGGGAGGAGAUAAUUUGGUGCCGAGGACGCCAAAUAGGACGACGGCCGCGUGGCCGGAGAAUGGGGAAGAGAUCUGUGGGGAGCAUCGACACGGGAGUGAUGGGGUUGAUGCGGUGGUGAUGGAUCAUCACGAGCCAUUUCAACAGCCGCCGACUUUUACUUCUUUGCUGAUGUUCCCGACGCAGCGUGAUUUGGAGGAGACCGGACGGAGUGUCGUCGGAGUGGGGACUAGUAAUGUCGCCGGCCAGAGUACUCAGAUCUGGGAUUUCAACUUGGGACGGUUGAGGAGUCAAGAAGAAGCUAGUGCAGUGGAAGUUGGAUAUGGCGAAAGUAACGAAGGUUUUAUGAUCAAGAGUUACGAUGAACUAAUGAAAGAGACAUCAAUCAUGACUACAAAAAUGUUUGGGGAUGUGUACCAGCUGAAUGGAUAUCUCUUGCCUGAGGAUAUCGCAUUGUACAAUGCCAAUUCAAGUAACCUGGGUGCGAGCCAAGGGCCAGCAACAUCUGAGAGUAACAACUUACCCAUGCCCAGGGCUAAAGCCAAAGGCUCUACUAACUCCAAGGGUUACAAUUUUGCGGAUCAGACAUUGAUCACGAGUGGCAAUGACAUGGGAAUGGCGGUGAAGACAAAGGCUGACUUGGAGUUGCUGGCUCAAAACAGAGGCAACGCCAUGCUCCGUUACAAGGAGAAGAAGAAAAACCGGAGAUACGAGAAGCACAUAAGGUAUGAGUCGAGGAAGGCAAGAGCCGACACCAGGAAGCGAGUCAAGGGUCGGUUCGUGAAGGCUAGCGAAGCCCCUUGAUUGUGUUGCCUGUAGUAGCCAGAUGAGCUGCUCCCUUCUUCACUCUCUCUCUCUCUCUCUCUCUCUCUCUCUCUCUCUCUCUUUUCCUCAAUUCUUUGUUUGCUUGUAAAUAAUCUUUUGACAAAAUCAGCCUGUCUCCCCAUGUUGUAGUGUAUGAUUUGAGCAAGUCUUAGAUUACGUGUAUUUGCUGUCAUUACUCGUCGGUUAUCCUCCUCUCUUCUUAUAUAUCAAGCAUUCUUGCUAGGGAUAGCUGAUGAUUAUUCCAA
This is a messenger RNA of Rhodamnia argentea, 1832 nucleotides long. Its product is annotated as zinc finger protein CONSTANS-LIKE 15. Gene Ontology annotation, molecular function: protein binding; zinc ion binding. The record is from RefSeq and is a predicted model, not a curated record. The transcript is spliced from 4 exons. The coding region runs from base 100 to 1566 and encodes 488 amino acids. Lineage: Eukaryota; Viridiplantae; Streptophyta; Magnoliopsida; Myrtales; Myrtaceae.